Molecule: messenger RNA, 1285 nt
Organism: Boeremia exigua
Lineage: Eukaryota; Fungi; Ascomycota; Dothideomycetes; Pleosporales; Didymellaceae
Exons: 1
Coding region: 14-820 (268 amino acids)
Source: RefSeq, a predicted model, not a curated record
UCUAGUAAAAUCAAUGAUACUCCCUACAAUCUCACGGCAGACGCGACCCUAUCUUCUUGUCGCACGCGUUGUGCCCAUAACCAUGAAUUACGCUGCUGCAGCCGGCGGGUCUAGAGGACCCCCAAAACAGUUUCCACAGCAACACGAUAAUCCUGCAACGCAGGCAGUAUCAAGGACCAAUGGGCGUGCCCAAAAACCCACAAGUCCUCGUCGACGGAGUCCAGAAGGCCAUGGACAAGGAAACAGAAGGAUCGAGCAUGUGACUCGCGAAGAGCACAAGCCAAAUACCGGGGCCGAGGAAGAGUUGGUCUACGUGCUUACACUCAAGCUGACAGACUCAUUGGCGAAACCCAUGAACCUGAUGCGCGAGCAGUACUUCCCCAAGCGUCUCAACAGGACACCUGCGCAUCUGACGCUAUUCCAUGCUCUUCCUGACUCACGAUUCGAGACAAUCGAUGGAGGACUGUCGCAGCUGUCUGCCAGUACAAAACCUUUCUUCGUCUCGAGUGGAAAGGCAUUUCGAAUGCGCCUCGGGGUGGGCAUUAAUGUUGGCAAGGGGUACAACAGGAUGAAGCAGGUCCAUGAAGACUUGAGAGAGCAAUGGAUGCCUCAUCUCAGCGAGCAGGACCAGGGAGGGUGGAAACCGCACUGGACAGUCAUGAACAAGGUCAACGAGGAGAAGAAGGUUGACGAGGCAUUCCACGCGGUCGAGAAGGAGGUGCUCCAGAACGUCCGCGAAGGGCAAGCGAUUGGUCUCGACCUGUGGCGAUACGACAAGGGUAAUUGGAUCUUCGCCAAUGAGUAUAAGUUCAAGGGAUAGAACGCCGAAGAAAGGCCUUGAAGGAUUUUGUGUAACCCUCAGAGAAUGCUGUGUCAAAGGUUGAGAAGGCGUGCAAGGAAGGGGAUGUGGUUUCUGGUCGCGCCAGUUGUGGAUUGAAGACGGCCUGCAGAGCAACUUGGCACAAGAUGUGUCGGCUGGUACCCGUAAGAACUUCGGUAUGUAGCGUUAACAGUAAUGACGAGGUGGAGUGGCGAUCGGUCACAACGGAGUAACUGCGGUCAGUUUUCCAUGGCUUUUACAAUACUUGCCAUGAAGGGAAGGAUGCCAUUCACGCUCCGCGGAGGAGGCAAUCUCGAUCUGUUCAAGAUUUUGGGUGAUUCUUCUUUGGCCACAACAUCAAAGACGUCGUGGACAACCUUCCCGUAUGCGCGCGUUCCUCUCUGAUUUACGCAUCUGCUCAAGCGCACACAUAAGGCUGCGAAGUGUUCGCAGACUUUCGUACAU